Molecule: messenger RNA, 2423 nt
Organism: Rhipicephalus microplus (southern cattle tick)
Lineage: Eukaryota; Metazoa; Arthropoda; Arachnida; Ixodida; Ixodidae
Gene: aln
Product: divergent protein kinase domain 1C
Source: RefSeq, a predicted model, not a curated record
GCAUCGCUGGAGGCAGUCUUGGCAUCGAUUAUUUCCGCACGUAUUUAAUGUACAGUAGUCCGGUAUGUCAGAGAAGUGGUCGCUAUUAUGUUCUGACGAAACGUGCAUAAUUAUGCUUUGUUCAUGAAGGCAUUUCAGUACAUAUUCAGAUCACGACGAUCGGCAAAAGCUGCAAAAAUACUUUGCUGCUUUAUAUUUGUUGGUGUGCUGUUUUUUCUAGUUCAACUCUCUUAUCCGGGAUGUAUGAACUCCGAUAUAGAAGCCUUCCUGGACAAUCUCUGCGAUGCCUACAGAAAAGGGGAGAUAUCCGGCAACCUUUGCGCCCAGUUCUGUGCGCGAGAGUUGUCAAAGAUCCAAUGUCAGACUCAGCACAUCGGCAAAGACAUUGUUUUCACUGCACUGUGGAACUUCGAACCUAUUGUUGUAAAAGCUAAAAAACGGCUGAUUACCGCUUUAGAACCUGUCUACUGGACGGACAGAAGCAGAAACAGUCAUUAUCCAGACAAUGACACUUUUAUCCGUAUGGUUAACCUGCAGAUCAACUAUAUUUUUAGGCGCAAUUUCACGUGGGUCGAGUCAUUUUAUGGUAAACGGUUUAGCAUUGCUGAAAUGAACAGUAUUUACGCUCUGCUGCAACAAACAGAGUACCUGUUUAACUUGGCCCUUCAGGGCCUGGAUGUGGUCCCAAAAAUAUUCGGGACAUGUGGUCAUGCAUAUGCUGUAGAGUUCUUGUCGCCGUUGGAAACGCGUUGGUCGCCAGAGCGUAGCGAUAUCUCUGCUUUUAGCUUCAAGGAUCGUGCCAUGAUAGCGCUACGUAUAUUAAAGACUGUGGAUGUGCUGGAGAGUGUGAUGGGGGAAGAAAUUCACCAGUGUGACAUGAAAUCAAGCCAUUUCGGUGUUGAUGUAAAAGGUCUGGUCAAGAUGCUCGACUUGGAUGCUUUUGCGCUGCAUUCAACCGUGCAAGCGAACAUUGCCAAUGCAGGACACUGCAGAGCCGACAAAGACUGUGAUUUCUUCGACUGUGCUGGCCGCUGUAAUGCACAGGGUCAGUGUGACCCUGCUGUGCUCAAUGACAAUCUACAGCGAAUUUGCAAGAACAUCUUUCAGGGAAAUCUCUUUGGUCGGUAUACAGGCCUACUAAGAAGCCCACCUUCAUGGAUUGCUGUGGAACUAUACACAUUGUUGAAUGAAUGUAGUGCCACAUCUAGAGCACCGCUGCCUAGAAACCAUAGCAGAGUGAUAAAAGAAAAAUUUGUGAAGCUACUACAUUCUGUUUUGAUACAGUGAGUGCUUUACAAGAUAGGAAUUGCUCAAGUUGGCUUAAGCCAUGAUAAAGCACUGCUCAACUCGGUGAACUUAUAUUUAUUGUGAAUGCUUUACUUAGCAUGUUUUACUUAGUGUGUUUUACUUAGUUAUAGCAUAUUGUAUUCAAUGUCCUGAAACCACAAUUUUUUUGUGAAGGACACCAUAGCGGGUAGCUUGAGAUUAAAUUUGCCCUCCUGGCAACUUUAUUUUGCAAUUCAGCUCGAAACACAAAUGUAUCAGUAUGCCACUCUACAUCAAUAUGUGACUGAGAAUGCAAUGUGUAAUUUCACGCUCAGAAGUAGAAUGCCACUGUCACUUUGGCUUUUCAGGAGGAUGAAUAUGUGGAAUGCACCUUUGAAAACCUUCGUUUGUUUUGGCUUGCAUAUUCAAUAUCUUUAUUUGUAGCACCAACUACUUUCUCAACUUCGGCAUGUUUGCACUGUGCAAACAGAACAAGGGUAGAAGUGAAGACACAGCACAGGCACCUCUGCCCUCAUUCCAUUUGCACUUUGCAAACAUGUUCAUUUUGAAUCGUCAACUAGUGCAAGCUACUAUUGUUUCUUAAUUGUUGUUCAUGUGUGUGCAAACAUUCGGGUUUUGUGAAGCUAUUGCCUAUGGCCCUAAAGAGGCAUGGCUACUAGUAAAGUGAAUAUGUUGUAAAAGGAAAUUUCUACUCUUCAUUUAAGUGCAGUUCAUUGAGUUAUAUUGUCCUGGUGCAUGUACUUUUGAAUAGAAUUAUACCAUAGAUCUCUUUGAAUUAAAUAUUUUGUUUUUUAACUUUACAGGGCUGAAGAAUCAUCUAUAAUCAAUUUAUAACCUGUUAUACGUACCUAGUUGUGACUUUUUUACCGAACAACUUUUACUCGUGGUUGUUGCAUAUAUGGUCAACUACUUCAUUUUGUGAGAAAAUGGGCUGUUAAAGCUUACUAGUCAGCAAGUAUGACUGAUUUUUGUUACUGCCUGCUCGUUUUUAGUUGAACAAAUUAUGUGAGUGUUUUCUUUUUCUUUUUUCUUCCUUUUCACUCUGCAAGCCAGGAAAAGUACAUACUACUGUGAAAGCUUGAUUGGUCACAUUCCUUUGAGAACUGUUUUAAUAAAAAUAUUUGUACUGUCGGUAA